Molecule: messenger RNA, 3648 nt
Organism: Carcharodon carcharias (great white shark)
Lineage: Eukaryota; Metazoa; Chordata; Chondrichthyes; Lamniformes; Lamnidae
Exons: 30
Coding region: 262-3414 (1050 amino acids)
Molecular function (GO): protein binding
Source: RefSeq, a predicted model, not a curated record
AGACUGUUGCAGGCCGUUUGCUGAAUCCAUCUGUAUUUUUCUCUUUAACACUUUCGAAGAAACUUAAAGCCCCAGCGAGGCUGUUGAAGAAGCUUCAUCCCAGGACUAGGGAAAUCCUCGUUAGGGCACCAUCAAAAGCAGGAACAGCCAGUCCGAACCAGGGAAGGGAGCAGCACCAGCAAUUCCCUUGGCACCGUUGUGUGUGUGCCUGCCUGAGCCAGCCUCUGUCUGUGGGUGGGCAACUAAUCUCCCGUUUGAAACAUGCCUGCAGCCAGACAUAGGCUGCAGAAUCGACGUGGCGUAUCAGACGUCAGAACAAAAUCUAUGGGUUCUGAAGUGAGGCUAAAAGGGUUCUGUGAUGAGGAUGAGCUGGAAAGAACCUCUCCUGUUCCAUCACGGCUUCGAAACAAUAUCCAAGUCCUGAAUUUCAACCCUGUUUUGAUGUUGAACAUUGCCUUCCCCAGAAUCCGGAUAGAAAUCUUGGGAGUUACUUACAACUCUAAGAUACAUAAACUGAUCCUUCUGGACAGCCUGGGCUGUGUGAGCUGGUCUUUGGAUCCCAAUGGUGGAGGUAAAAGGGAGCUGGAGUUUCCCAAACAUCAUUAUGGCAUUUUAAAGCAAAUUAUCUACUGCAGCAAGUUCAACACUUACUUUGCCCUUGGAAAGGACUGCUCUCUGAAAGUGUACAACAAGGAUUUUUGUGAAACGUUUACAGUUCUCAAUUUGGAUCUGAAGCUGGUGAAGUCGAUAGCUUUCAAUCCAAAGACCGACGAGCUCAUCACUGGAGGGGUCGGAGGAGUCAAGUUUUGGAAGUACAGAAUGAACCAUAGGAGCAGCAGUAAGGUGGUAGCCAUGCCCAGCUAUGAACUUUUCCUGAGGGCUGACUACCCUCAUAUGGGAGGAAAUUGGGUGACCAAGGUGGAGUUGGAUGAUGCCACUCAGCAGGUUUUCUGUUGCUCCGUCCAGGCCCUGUUCUGUUACGACACAGAGGGGAAGCUACUUCUGGAGAUCCCAUACCCCCACAAGUGUUCACCCACAGCCUGUAUCUACUCGUCCUACUCCAAAAUAAUACUGACCUGCUCCACAGACUGCGAAAUCAAGGCAUGGAGCAACAAGGGGAUCUUCACCCACAAGUUUACUGGACACACUCGGGCAGUUACAAACCUUCUCCUCCACCCUGAAACCAGUUCCAUCUUUAUCUCCAGCUCGAAGGAUGGUUCUGUUAGGUUCUGGUCGCUGGACACCUUCAGCCAACUCCUGAGUCUGUUUGUAUUCGAGGAGGGCAUUGAGUGGAUAGGACUCACAGAGACCAACUCCCUGUUCUGCUGCUCAGGAAAACACUGCCAAAUCUACACCCUCAACUACUUCACCCACUUCUGGAGCCACAUUGGCAACUCCAUCAGCCACAUGAGCCUAGCUUCUGCCAAAGGGAGAACAACCAGAGUUACCGUGUUGCAAAGAGACAGCAGUCUGCGGAUCAUGUCCCAGUGCCUGGGGACCAAGUUAUCUGUGGUCCUCCCUCUACCGACCGACACUCCAGUGCAGAGUGUGACCAGCUACACGUACAACAGGGCCCACAACCUGGUCUUCUUCCUGGUGGACCCCACAGAGAUCUGGAUCUACACUGUCAGGACAGACCCAGCCUGCAGGACUGCUGUGUGGAAUGUUCCGUACCUACUCGAAAGCACAAGCGGUAGCAAACAGUCAGCCAAGACACCCAUUCUCGAGGGUGUGUGUUUGUCUCCAUUUGAUGUGAGCCUAUGGAAGGUGCCGGUGUGUGAGUGUUGCUGCAUAGCUUGUCUGUCUUCCUCUAUCUACUACUCCACCCUGGAAGGGAUGGUUUGUGCCGACUGUGAUGAGUUUCUUCUACUGGGCCUGGAGGAUGGCCGGAUACUAUUCAUGGGCAUUGAGGUGGAAAGUGUAAAGUACCAUGAGAUGCAAGCACACAAGAGCCCGGUGAUCCUAAUAAAGCACGACACAAAUCACAGUCAACUACUGAGCAUGAGCCAGGAGGCUCCAGAAAAAUGUCUAAAGAUCUGGAGCCUGCCAAAGUUACAACUGCUCCACAGGGUGCUGAUCCCACAAGACACCAUCACGUUCUCAAGAAUAGCCAGUCAGCUAUGCCUGGGACUCGAGUCUGGAUUGAUUCUCUUUAAUGAUAUUGUGGCCGCAGAUCCCAUGUUGCUGCCGUUUUCUCUGAGUUUGUCGCAAGAUGUUAAAAGUGAGUCGGAGGUGAAGUGGAGAAUUGAGCAGACAGGCAGGGCAGUGAUUACUGAUGCUUGCCCCAAACAAAACAUCUUCCUGAGCUGCAGUGGUGACGAUGUGAUAAAAAUCUGGGAUGUGUACGGUGCUCUUCUGACUGAGUUUGUUCUGGAUCACACGCUCACCUUUGCAUGUUUCCUCAAUAACCAUGGCGACAUACUGAUUGGCUUCAAGGACCACCUCUUCCUGAUACCUCACAACAAACUGAUGAUUGACAUCAAGGAUGAUGGAUCUGAUAAUUCAGCGCAAGAAUCCAAUAUUUACGAGGAUCCAGCGAUUAAAUAUGAGCUCAAGGACUCUGUGCAGCGGCAGGUAGAAUCUCAGCUGGAUCUGGACUCCUAUUUGGUUCCUUUCAAGAAUUUGAAUUUCGAAGGAAGUGAGAUCUUCUCAAUUAGCUCAGGAAAGGAAUCGGACCUGGGAGAUACAGAAUCCCUGUUGAAUGAAUAUGUACCAGCUUCCACUGGAAUCUACAACUCUCCGGCUAGCUCUGUUAUGUCGUUGGAGAUCUAUCGCCUCACACCAGGACCCAACCUGGACAAUGAAGAAGGCGAUAGGUCGAUGAUGCAACUAAGUUAUGAGGACACAAAUUUGCCCCUGCUUCUUAGCUCUGAACUACAGAUGCCGCAAGUUGGUAGCUCAGUUGUUGACACCCUCUUUCCAGAGCGAUUGAGAGAACAGGCAUUAGUGGAGAGUGAGCAUUUGGUACAGCUGGCUGUGGAGGAGAUCCAGGGUGACGAGAGUGUAACAACAUCCGUUGAAAAUUUAAGAAAGCAGUUGCAUACCAGCCGAGCAGUAGUCACUGUGCACCGUUGGCAACAUCCGGUUAACGUGAAUUUGGCAGUGGCAGACAGUGUAGAGCUAGUGAGAAGAGCAGGUUUGAAACUUGAUCGUUUUGCAAUGCGACAGAAGAGAAAGGUCGUGAGAAUGCAGGGAAUAAUUGAGCAGCCGAUCAUCCUGGAUAUUUAUGAGAACAAGGAUAUUCUCCAUAGGAGGCGGAGAAGGAAACAGAGAAAAGGCUCGAAUGGGAAGAAAUCUAGGAAAACAUUGCCAGAGUCAGGAACGGAGAGGACAACAGAUAUCACAAAUAUCGGACUGGGUCAACAAGGAAUUACAGAGGCGAGAGGCACAAAAGAUAGCGAGGCUGAAACGUGAGUCAGUGAAUGAAAAGCGACGACAGGUACAGGAAAUACAGCAUAUUGUGCGUCAGCGCCGUCUGCCAAGACAUGAGAACUGCAAACACUCACAAGCUGUGCUCCAAGUGAUCGAAGCUCGGGCACAUCAGAUGUCGCAGCCAGUUGUCCAAAGUUUCCCCCAGCCGCUCUCGUGCCAUCUGCGAGGGAAGACUCUCUACCCGAAGCCGCUGAUGUUCCCACCACCUCUCCAGCC